Molecule: messenger RNA, 839 nt
Organism: Sinocyclocheilus grahami
Lineage: Eukaryota; Metazoa; Chordata; Actinopteri; Cypriniformes; Cyprinidae
Gene: tlcd1
Product: TLC domain containing 1
Exons: 4
Coding region: 459-839 (126 amino acids)
Biological process (GO): plasma membrane organization; membrane assembly; phospholipid homeostasis
Cellular component (GO): plasma membrane
Source: RefSeq, a predicted model, not a curated record
CUCUCUCUCUCACACACACACACACACACACACACGAUGCGACUCUAUCACUACAUGCAUGAAGCGAUUUGCUGGAUCGUGGAAUGCAGGGAGAUGGACACAAAAAGUUUAAGUGAGAGAUACAGUCGUCAUUCCUUGUUGUAACACUCCCACAGAUCCAUUCAUCAUCAGCCAAUCAGUGUUCAGCAAACAGGUACUGUGACAGAUGCCACACCUAUGACAGGCACCAGCACGUGGAGGAAGGGACGAGAAGGUGGAGAAUAGAUACAAAGUUUGUACUGGUGUAAGGAAGACUGUCGCCAAUUACAAGGAGAAAAAGAAAGCCAGUGACUGGUUCAAGAAUUUGAAUGCAAUUCAUGUGGAUUCUUUUGGAAAGGGCACAGAAAGUUUAAAUCAGCAAGGGAACAACAAGGACUCGCUGUCUGAGAAGAAGAGAGACACAGAAUAAAGUGUGCAGGAUGGACACAUGGCUGAAUGAAGUCCAGAAGCAUCCGGCCCUGUAUGUCUUGUGCUGUUCUGUAAUCUUCAGGAUCCUUCACCGGUUCCUGCAGACUGUGCCCAGUCCCGGGACGGUGGAAGUAGACCCCUGGAGGAUGUGGAAAUGGAGGAACCUCUCAGUGUCACUCGUCCACUCACUGCUGACUGGCAUCUGGGCCGUCGCCUGCAUCAUACAGCAUCCUGUGAUGGUGCAUGAAAUCCACUCCACCUACACCCCAUCAGCAUACAUGCUAGUCGUCGUCUCAUCUGGAUACUUCAUUCAGGAUGCUGCUGACAUUAUUUUUAGUGGGUAUGCAAAAGCAUCUUGGGAGUUUUUACUUCACCAUGUUAUGGGAUCCUGA